AUGGCCUUGAAAGACAUGUUCAGAAACACAAUCACGAACUUCCAGGCGUCCAUCGGGCGCAAUUUUCGGUUUCGUGUCCUUCGCGGGCGCUCUGAUUGGCGGCUAAGAGCCACUUCGCGCACCAACCUCACUCAAAUAUAUGAUGGCCAACGGCACAGGAGAUACAUCAAACGUGCAAAUCCUCCCCACAUCCAAGUACAACAGGGAGAGCCAUUUUUCGAAGAGAUUCAGGCAUACAAUAAACAUUUUUUAUCCCUAUUGGAGUCGGAACAAAGAGAGGAUGAAGCAGUUUUGAGGGAGCGACUAUCCACUUGGUCGUUGUUUCGAUUACAAGAAGAAGGGUAUACGAUGACGGGUCUUUCUGCUUUUUGGAUGGGCGCACCAAAGUUCGGACGUUUUGUAGCUUCAUUUUCUCUUGGUCCUGGUAUCGACUUGCCAGAUCAUAGGUUUGAGAAUGGUACACAAGUUCUCGUUUCGAGAUUCGAUCCCCUUCAAGAGCCACCACGCCGAGGAAGCGUCCUUAACAAGACUGCGUCACAGUUGCGCGUAGCAUUUGAAGAGAAAUUCGAGGUUGAAGAUGGCUGCUGGCGCUUGGACGUUGGGCGGUCCAACAUCGUGUACAUUCGUAUGCGAGAAGCCAUUUCUCGUUUCAAUCAAGACCCGCAAGCGCUAGCAGACCCAACUCAUUUGAUAUCCUCUCCAGACAACCAGUUUAUUCUCCACGGAACACAUUUGCGAGACGUCUUGUUGCGCUCAUUUUCCCCGGAUAGACCAUCACUGCAUACACCGUUGCAACCUCCAGAUGAGGUUAAGUAUGUGCCUCGAGGGAGGCUUGAGCAUGACAGUCGAGAGGUGCGAGGGCACGGAGGCGCGUUCAAGGAAGACAUGCACAUCCAAAGCUGGGCAAGGCGAUAUUCACAGGUCAAUCCAAUUGCAAUAGAUGGUGAUCCGGUCCUUGAGGGCCUGAAUGCCACGCAGAUUCGGGCUAUUGCCAUGAUGAUUGGCGAAAGGAUCAGUCUCGUUCAAGGACCGCCUGGUACGGGCAAAACGAAAACCAUCAUCGAAACCGUGAAAUUACUCAAGGUUCACUUUGAAGUGCAUCACCCUCUUCUUGUCUGCACUUACACCAAUGUUGCGGUUGAUAAUCUCGUGGAGGGUUUUGCAGCGGCUGGCGUGAAACCCCUUCGAGUCGGGUUCGGUGCUAAAAUUAAAUCGUCUCUAUACGAGUAUACUUUAGAUGCGAAGCUGGAGGCGCAUCCUCUCAGGCUUAAAGUCGACCAACUUCUGAAAGACCAGGAAAAUGUGGAAAGAAAGUUGGGCGCGCUGGAACAGAGAAUCGAUGUAGCUGAAAAAUUGGGCAGUGAAAAGCUCAGUAGCAUGCGGACUGCGUUUACAGCAUUGGAGAGGCAAGUUUUGGCGCUGAGAGCGAAACUGUAUGCGCAUCAUCAGGAAAUGCUCAACGAUAUCACUGCUGCGGCUGACGUAAUUUGCACAACGUGCAUCACGUCCGCCAGUGCCGCACUCAAUAUUCUUGACUUUCCUGUUGUGUUCUUAGAUGAGGCCUCCAUGUCGACAGAGCCAGCGUCACUUAUUCCUUUGAUGCGAGGAUCUCGACAUGUUGCCUUGAUUGGAGAUCACAAACAAUUACCUCCCGUCAUUGCCAGUCGCGAGGCGCAACUUAACGGCCUUGGGAUCAGUCUAUUUGAAAGACUUACUGAAGAAGGAGUUGUUCCAUCAAUUAUGCUUGAUGUGCAGUACAGGAUGCACCCUUCCAUUUCUAGAUUUCCAUCGCUAGAAUUUUAUGAUUUUGCUUUGCAAGACGGGACGGUGGACUCUGCUGGUAACAUACACCCCAUGUUACUACCACCGCUGUCAAGUCACCUCGAGCAAAAUGCUCUCACUGGUCACCGUCCCUCUGUCGUAUUCAUUGAUCACGGUGGUGCAGAAACUCUCAAGGACCGCAGCAGGGUGAACUGGAACGAGGCUCACAUUGUUUGUAGCAUCGUUGAAGACCUACUCUUGCAAAACGAGAACUUGCAAGGGGCGAACAUAGGUGUCAUCGCUCCAUAUGCUGCCCAGAUUUCACUCUUGUAUCGCCUCCUAAACACCGAUGCCAAGUAUCGCAAGCGCUUCGAAGCCACUCUUGGCGACCGCCGAAUGAUGCAGCUUAGCGGUAUCGAAGUGAAGACGGUGGACGGAUUCGAAGGACGGGAGAAGGACGUCAUUAUCUUUUCGACCGUGCGAAAUAAUACUUCGGGGUACAUUGGGUUCCUUGCUGACAGACGUCGAUUAAAUGUUGGCCUGACGCGUGCGAAGAGAGGGCUGUUCGUUGUUGGGAGUAUUAGCACUCUGAAGGCUGGGAAGAUGGCCAAGGGAUGGUCAGGUGAGAGUCCUGCAAGGGUGGGUAAAGGGGCUGAGGCUUGGAGGAGAUACGCGAAAUACCUCCUCGAGGGGAACAUGGUGCUGACCCUUAGCGGAGAUAGACUAAGGAAAAUGCUGUACGGGCAUGCGCCAAGGUGACGUCGAGCUGAGUCUUUUCACCUGCUGGAUCACUGUACAUAUUAUUGGUCAUUGGUCUCGUAUGUUUUAUUCUUAGCGUUAUUGUGUCGCACUGCC
Suillus subalutaceus is the source of this 2616-nucleotide messenger RNA. Its product is annotated as P-loop containing nucleoside triphosphate hydrolase protein. Lineage: Eukaryota; Fungi; Basidiomycota; Agaricomycetes; Boletales; Suillaceae. The record is from RefSeq and is a predicted model, not a curated record. The transcript has 10 exons. Bases 1 to 2520 code for a protein of 839 amino acids. Gene Ontology annotation, molecular function: RNA helicase activity. Gene Ontology annotation, cellular component: cytoplasm. Gene Ontology annotation, biological process: nuclear-transcribed mRNA catabolic process, nonsense-mediated decay.